Messenger RNA from Chrysochloris asiatica (Cape golden mole), 423 nucleotides. Its product is annotated as SPRY domain-containing protein 4-like. Gene Ontology annotation, molecular function: protein binding. NCBI's taxonomy places the organism in Eukaryota, Metazoa, Chordata, Mammalia, Afrosoricida, Chrysochloridae. The annotation marks the transcript as partial. The record is from RefSeq and is a predicted model, not a curated record. The transcript has 2 exons.
UUGGAAAAAUGGAGAGAGUGGGCAGUGGUGUUGGCAGACACAGUGGUCACCAGCGGCAGGCACUACUGGGAAGUGACAGUUAAGCGCUCCCAGCAAUUCCGGAUAGGAGUGGCAGAUGUGGACAUAUCCCGGGAUAGCUGCAUCGGUGUUGAUGAUCGGUCCUGGGUGUUCACCUAUGCCCAGCGCAAGUGGCACACCAUGUUGGUCAAGGAGAAAACACCAGUUGAGGGCAUCGGGCAGCCAGAGAAGGUGGGACUGCUGCUAGACUAUGAGGCCCAGAAGCUGAGCCUGGUGGAUGUGAGCCGUAUCGCUGUGGUCCACACGCUACCAUCAGAUUUCCGGGGUCCAGUAGUACCUGCCUUUGCCCUUUGGGAUGGAGAGCUGCUGACCCACUCAGGGCUUGAGGUGCCUGAGGGUCUCUAG